Messenger RNA from Humulus lupulus (European hop), 2815 nucleotides. RefSeq lists its product as uncharacterized. The transcript is spliced from 22 exons. Gene Ontology annotation, biological process: CTP biosynthetic process; pyrimidine nucleobase biosynthetic process. NCBI's taxonomy places the organism in Eukaryota, Viridiplantae, Streptophyta, Magnoliopsida, Rosales, Cannabaceae. Bases 533 to 2344 code for a protein of 603 amino acids. Gene Ontology annotation, molecular function: CTP synthase activity; identical protein binding. The record is from RefSeq and is a predicted model, not a curated record.
UUUUUUUUGUUGUAAGCAAAACUGGUUAUCAAGUUUUGCCACCCGCCGCCCUGGACUGAAGCAAAGAAGAAAAGGAAAAAAAAAAGGGUUCAUAUAUUUGAAGGGCUCUUGUUUAGGCUUUUGGCUUUUGGGUUUUGUUGAGAGUCUCUCUUUCGUUUAUAUUGUUUUCCAAAUUCAUUUUCUUUUUCUUUUUCCCCAUUCGAAACUUCUUCCUUUUCCUUCUACUAUUUCUUUUCAAACAACAGCCCCAUUUGCUUUGAUUUGCUUUUGUUUAAUUUUCUUGUUCUCGAAAUAGACUUUGGAACAAGACCCAGUAGUGUUUUUUGUGUGAACUCAAAAUCCCAGAAAAGAAAAAGAAAAAGAUAAAGAAAAAGUUUGAAAGGGAAGAAGCAGCAGUGGUGGGGGGAACAUAAGGCUUCGUGAAAACCGUCAUUGUGAACAAGUAACACGUUGGCUUUCUCUGUGUGGACGGCAGCAGCAGUCAGAGCAGAGCCAUAUUGUUUUGUUUUUUUGGUCUUUGUGAGGUCCAAACAUGAAGUACGUACUGGUGACUGGUGGUGUUGUUAGUGGACUUGGCAAAGGGGUCACUGCAAGUAGUGUUGGUGUGCUCCUCAAGGCUUGUGGCCUUCGCGUUACUUCUAUUAAGAUUGAUCCUUAUUUGAACACGGAUGCGGGGACUAUGUCUCCGUUUGAGCAUGGGGAGGUGUUUGUCUUAGAUGAUGGUGGUGAGGUGGACCUUGACCUCGGAAACUACGAGCGUUUUCUGGACACAACACUAACUCGUGACAACAAUAUCACAACUGGAAAAAUAUAUCAGUCUGUUAUUAACAAAGAGAGAAAAGGAGAUUAUCUUGGAAAAACUGUCCAGGUUGUUCCACACAUCACUGAUGCUAUCCAAGAGUGGAUAGAGCGUGUGGCAGUGGUACCAGUUGAUGGGAAAGAAGGUCCAGCUGAUGUUUGUGUCAUUGAAUUGGGAGGAACUAUAGGGGAUAUUGAAUCCAUGCCAUUUAUUGAAGCACUUGGUCAAUUUUCAUAUCGUGUUGGGCCUGGCAAUUUCUGUUUGAUUCAUGUCAGCCUCGUUCCUGUUCUUAAUGUUGUUGGCGAGCAGAAAACAAAGCCGACACAGCAUAGUGUUCGGGGACUUAGAGGACUGGGUUUGACACCAAAUAUUCUAGCUUGCCGCAGUACCAAGGCACUGGAUGAAAAUGUAAAGGCGAAGCUUGCUCAGUUUUGUCAUGUGCCGUCAGAUAACAUUGUCACUCUGUAUGAUGUCCCAAACAUAUGGCAUAUUCCUUUGCUAUUAAGAGAUCAGAAGGCACAUGAAGCAAUCCUGAAAGAACUGAACCUUCUUGGUGUUGCUAGAGAUCCUGAUUUGAAGGAGUGGACUGCUAGAACAAAACUCUGUGACAAGUUGCAUGAUACAGUCAGAAUUGCAAUGGUUGGAAAAUAUACUGGCCUUUCAGAUGCUUAUCUCUCUGUUUUGAAGGCUCUUUUGCAUGCCUCUGUAGCUUGCCACCGGAAACUUAUUGUGGACUGGGUUGCCGCAGGUGACCUCGAAGAUGCAACUGCUGAUGAGGCUCCAGAGGUCCAUGAAGCAGCAUGGGAUCUUUUGAAGGGUGCUGAUGGUGUUCUAGUUCCAGGAGGGUUUGGUGACAGAGGAGUUCAAGGGAAAAUUCUUGCAGCAAAGUAUGCUCGAGAGAACAAAGUUCCAUAUUUAGGAAUUUGCCUGGGCAUGCAGAUUGCUGUUAUUGAGUUUGCACAAUCCGUUCUUAAUUUACAUGAAGCUAAUAGCACGGAGUUUGAUCCCAAAACGAAAAAUCCUUGUGUCAUAUUUAUGCCAGAGGGUUCGAAAACUCAUAUGGGGGGAACCAUGCGAUUGGGAUCAAGGAGAACUUGUUUCAAGGUUGCAGACUGCAAAUCUGCGAAGUUAUAUGGCAAUGUAAAUUUUGUUGAUGAACGUCAUCGUCAUAGAUAUGAGGUCAAUCCUGAUAUGGUAUCACAACUUGAAAAUGCUGGUUUAUCAUUUGUUGGCAGAGAUGAAACAGACCGGCGAAUGGAGAUUGUGGAGCUGACUAGUCAUCCAUAUUUUGUUGGUGUUCAAUUCCAUCCUGAGUUUAAAUCUAGACCUGGAAAGCCUUCUGCGACAUUCUUGGGACUUAUAGCAGCGGCAUGCGGGAACUUGGCAACUGUUCUUCAGGGCAAUGGCCAUGUGAACAAGUCAGUUAGCAAUGGAAUAAGUAACGGACACUCACCGGCCAAAGCCCACCAAAACGGACAUGCAAACAAGUCUUCCAAUGGGUCGGUAAAUGGUGUGUAUAGCAAUGGAAAUGGUGUGCACUGGUAAGCGUGUUGAAGCCUGGUAAUAUUUGUUUUCCUGGUAGGGCUUGUGGCAGUAGUAGGUAUGUUGCCGUCGGUUCUGUCUGUACAGCUUUUGAGUAUGGGUAGGAUGGUUUUAGCUCUCUCAUGGACAUUUGUUUUGAAAGAGUGAAGCUCGAUUUUGCUUUCAGGGCACGGCUUCUUUGUGCUGAGAAGAUUUGGCUCGAAGUAGGAAUGUUGCUUCUUUGGACUAACUCUUGUCCUUACUUCUUUUCUUUUUACCUUUUUUACUAAUAUAUGUAACGUGGAGAGUUUUUUUGGCCAUGUGCCACGUGCCAUGGAAAAGGGACAUUUUGAUUUUCUUUUAAUUAUGUGUUUUUGAAAGAAUAAUUUUGUCUUUUCUUUUUCUUCACAUUGUGAAAUAAAUAUGUUUGUCACCAUAGUGUUAUGAACUAAUUAAUAGUGAAAUCUUAAUGACUAAUGAGUAUACUUGAGCGCA